Messenger RNA from Daldinia childiae, 1023 nucleotides. RefSeq lists its product as uncharacterized. The record is from RefSeq and is a predicted model, not a curated record. Bases 1 to 1023 code for a protein of 340 amino acids. Lineage: Eukaryota; Fungi; Ascomycota; Sordariomycetes; Xylariales; Hypoxylaceae. The transcript has 2 exons.
AUGACUGUUGACAGUAACAACGUGGCUCUAAGAGCGGCUGAUAACACGACGCGAAGUAAACCUGAAGGCAACCUGCAUAUAUUUGGCAAGAGAGCUCUUCAACACUUUGACUUUGACCCAAGUCACCGCAAUCUUAAUCAUGGCUCAUUCGGGGCAAGCCCACGCGAAGUAAGAAAUAAACUUCGCCAGUACCAAGAUCGUACUGAAGCAACACCUGAUACCUUCAUUCGCUAUGAUCUGCCCGAUAUUCUCAACGAGUCUCGAGAAGCUAUGGCGAAGUUACUCAAGGCACCAACUGAUACGGUAGUGUUCGUCCCAAAUGCUACUGGAGCAGUGAACACGGUCCUUCGAAAUAUUGACUGGAAAGAAGACUGCAAGGAUGAAAUUCUCUAUUUCAGCACUAUAUAUGGUGCCUGUGGAAAGACUAUUGACUAUCUCGUUGACUCGGGACGGGGCCUAGUUUCAUCUCGAGAGAUACAGAUAGCCUAUCCAUGCGAAGACCACGUCAUUGUAGCAUCGCUCAAAGAUGCAAUAGAGAGCGGGAAAAGGGAUGGGAAACGAGCUAAAGUGUGUCUCUUCGACACAGUAUCUAGCCUCCCGGCAGUUCGAUUUCCCUUCGAGGAUGUUAUAAGAGUCUGCAAAGAAGAAGGGAUCUUGAGCCUAGUAGAUGGAGCCCAGGGCGUUGGGAUGCUUGAUCUCGAUCUCGAGGCUCUGGAUCCCGAUUUCUUUGUUUCGAAUUGUCAUAAAUGGCUUUACGUGCCGAGAAGCUGUGCCGUCCUAUAUGUCCCAUUCCGAAAUCAAUCAUUGAUAGCAUCGACAGUCCCUACAUCCCACGGAUAUAUUUCCAAGUCCGGCGACAGGUUCAACCCGUUACCGAAGAGUCAUCCAUCGCCCUUUGUCAAUAACUUUCAAUUCAUGGGGACUCUGGACACGAGCGCCUAUCUUUGCGUGAAAGAUGCGAUCGUAUGGCGGGAGCAGACCUUCGGUAGCGAAGAUAAUUACUCAAAUAUACCCAUGGAUUAG